UUUCAUCUGUCCGUCAUGUCGGGCUCUAUGCUGCCGGAAUGGAAGCAACUCCUCCUGGAGCGAAAGAGAAGAGAGGAGAAGGAGAGAGAGAAAAGGGAACGAGAGGAAGAGGAGAGACUGGCCAGCCUGCCAGCCUGGAAACGAGGGAUCAUUCAGCGCCGCAGGGAAAAGCAGGAAGGUGGAGGAGUGAAGAAGAAAGAAAAAGCGAUAGAAUCAGGACGAGAGUUAGAACCGGAGACCGUCGAACCCGUCUGGAAAAAUUUUAGUUGUUCAAAAAAUGGUUUCGCAAAAGAGAAGCAGAUGAAAGAACUGGAAAAAGGGAACAAUGAAGAAAAGAGACAAAGAGAGAGCAGAAAUGAGUGGAUAAGUAGACAGGAAAAAGAGAGGUACAAUGAGAGAGAAGACAACAGUGGUAAAUGGAGGGAUAGAGAGAUAGAGCAGGAAAGAAAAAGAGAGAGGGAGGUAAUUAAAGGCAUGAAUAAAAGAGAGAGUGAUGAGGAGAGAGGAAGGAUAAUAAGGAAGAGAGAUGAUGACUGCUUCCAUCACAGUUCUGUUAUUCACUCCAUUAAAGCAGAAAACAUCCUCAUCAUUAAGAAAAGAAAGAAUCAAGUAGAGAAGGUAGAAAGGGAUGGACAGAGAGACACAGAGGAAGGAAAGAGCUUGGACCCGAAGACGAUUCUGCCUGGUGGAGAAAAUGUGACUGAGAUCUGUGUGUCAGAUUUACUGAUCAUCAAACCAUCUAGAAAAGAAGAAAGGAACAAGAAAGACAGGAAGCAAGGGAACGAAAAUGAAAAGAAAGGAGAGGAAAUGAAAGCAGAAUGCAGAAAUGUGAGUCAGCUGAUCAGUAAGUUUGGUGAGAACUGUAAACUUCCCUGUAGGUCUAAGAGCAGUGACUGCUUCAUCCAUAUGGAAAUGGGGGGAGAGGUUAUAAAGGAGGAGAGAAACAAGAGGGAGAGAAAAGAGGAGUACAAGAUAAGUGGAGAAACGGAGAUGGAGGAGAUAAAGAAGGAUGGAAAGGAUAGAGAGCAGAAAGAGAAUGGACGAGAAUCGCAGAAGGUUGUGAAAGGAGGGCAGACAAUGACAUUAGUUUCACCGUCUAUAGGAAAGUUCUUAGAUGAGACAGAAUCACAGAGCAACAGAGAGGAGCGAGGGAUGAUCUGGAAUGAGGCAGAACAUCACGGAGGAGAGAUACUCAUCCCUAGAUCUGUAUUUUAUGGGAUCGGUGAGAAGAACUUCACAAAGAACGACAGAGAUGAAAUAAGAUGGGUGGAGAGGAGGUUGAGCUGGAAGGCUGGGAGAUCUCUGACCAGAGUGGAGUCUCUAAAACAGAGAAUAUGGCAGAAAGAGAGAGGAGGAACAGAAGGAGGUGAUGAACGAGCUAGAAAGGAUGAGAUGGAGAGCAGACAGGAAGUGGCCUCGCCGCAGUCUCUCAGUCAGUUUGACGUCACAAGGGAAGUAAGUAAAGAGGAACUUCCUGUAUGUGUUCCUCCUUCUCUCUCGGCUGAACACGGAACCUCAGUUCUCAUAGAUCGCCAUGACGGAUUGAUACAAACACCAGAAAGAGAAAAAGAACGAGAUGAGGAUCUGUUGGGGGAAGAUUACAUCCCUCCGUCUCAAUCUUCAACCUCUUCCAGUUCUCCAUCUCCUCCUCUCGGCCACACUCUGCCUGCCAUGAGUCGGAUCUACAACCUGAAGCCUGUAAGCUCCAGGACCGGUGUGUGUAUCACCGAGAGGAACUUGAGCAUCCAGACACACAAUGAUGGAAUGAUAAGGAUACGAUCCGGGGGACAGUUUGCAGCUAGUCCUCUGAAAAUCCAGACAGAAUCUUCACUGCAAUCAGUGCAGCGUAAAGUGGAGCAGCUUCAUCUGAAGGAACAGGAAGUCCAGAAAAAAAAUGAUGAAGAGGCAUCGCAGAAACAGAAUGUGUGUGAGAGAUAUCAGCACCAAAACCUUGAUACUGAAAAAAAGCAAACGCACACCGUCUCGAAACCUCACUCAGAACCGAGGGUUCAGACACAAUGUCAGCAGAUCAGUACCUCAGUCACAAAGAGCAUAAACACCCAAGCAGUACCGAGUGUCUCCUCUCCAGCUACUCCUCUCUUCACCAUCCGGAGCGCUUCUGGGGGCAGAGGAAAGAGAGGCGUCACCUUUACCAUCACUCCCAGGAAAUCAGGCUCCUCAGGAACACCUCCUUCUUCUGUCACGGCUCCUGAAGUGCCUUCAUCUUCCAGCACGACUGCUAAUGCACCAAGUAACAUGCCAGAACCGAGUAAGAAACGAUAUCCGACUGCAGACGAGAUUGAAGUCAUUGGUGGUUAUCAAAAACUGGAGAGAUCCUGCUUGUUGAAAAAUCGAGGAUCACCAAAAUCCUCUCAGGUGAGUUUUGAUGACUCUGGCCCACGUGUGUGUACGUACCCACCGGAGGUGACUGUGGUUGAAGAAGAUGGAAACAGCGAUGACUGGAGAAGCACGGAGGAGAAACAAGAAGAAAAGGAUGAAGAGUGUAGUUUGGAUGAAAUGAUUGGAACAGGAAAAGGACUGAACAGAGUGCUUCGAGUGGAUGAGUCGUGUAAGCGUUAAUCUCCUGAACCUGAACCUGAUCCUGAACCUGAACCUGAUCCUGAACCUGAUCCUGAACCUGAACCUGAAACUGAACCUGAUCCUGAACCUGAACCUGAACCUGAACCUGAAACUGAACCUGAUCCUGAACCUGAUCUUUACAGUUUUGACUGAAUGAGUUGAUUAGAAAUAAUAUUAAUAAUCUGUGUGAAUAAAAUGCUGUCUGCAUAUUUAUAAUAUCCAAUAAAAGUAACUGAAAUAGUGUGUAAUUAUAAAGAGACUUAUGCUUAAUCAUUUAUUAUCAUUAGCUUUACAAAGUGCUUUGUUUUGUUUUGUUUUAUUUACUGAUGUUUCUUUUCUUUUUCUGGGAUUUGUUUGUUUCUGGGUAAACUUUAAUACUGCAUGAUUUCUGAUGUAAUUUUGUUUUAUUUUGUUUUUAUUUUAUGGUUCAGGGUUUCAAUAAAGAUGUAAAUCAUCAUGA
Messenger RNA from Tachysurus fulvidraco (yellow catfish), 3040 nucleotides. RefSeq names its product protein phosphatase 1, regulatory subunit 18 (gene ppp1r18). The transcript has 4 exons. Bases 16 to 2580 code for a protein of 854 amino acids. The record is from RefSeq and is a predicted model, not a curated record. NCBI's taxonomy places the organism in Eukaryota, Metazoa, Chordata, Actinopteri, Siluriformes, Bagridae. Gene Ontology annotation, molecular function: phosphatase binding.